AUGGUAUGGAAGAAUGUUAAGAACUUAAAAAGAAAGUGGAUGAAAAAAUUCUCAAUAUUAAGGAAGAGAUGCUAAAAGUAUUGGAAAAUUAGCAAAAGCAGAUAUAUGGUUUCAUAAAUAAGUAAUCCAUGUAGUAAAAACCAAUUAGGAUAAAGAUACUAAUAAAUGCAAGACUCAAAUCCUUCACUUGAUAUACUAAUCUAUUAUGCUACAUUUUCAAAUAAAAAAUUAUAGAAAAAUCUAAGUUUGACAAUACUAUUGAUGAAGAAAAUAAUUAGUGAUAUUAUUGAUGACUUUAAUGAGAAAGUUAUUGAAUAUCUUGUGAUUCCUGAUAUUAAUGACGAUAGUAAAGCUACUCAUAAUGAACAUUCUCAAGCUGACAGAGUAGAGGAAUAUAACAAUUUAAAAUAACAAUAAAAAAUGAAAUAAAAGGUGUAAUAAAAUGAAAUAAUGAAUGUUAAUUAAAGCGCUCAAAAAUUGGUAGAUAAUUUAAUACAACAGUUAAAAGUUGAGCAAAAAGAACAAUACUUGAAAUAUGUUGUAACAAUCAAACAUAUAAAACAUUUAAAAUAAUAGUUUGGAAUUGAAUUGUUUCUUUAGGAUAAUAAAUCUAUUUUUGGUGAUUUGAUCCUACAUUUAAUUUUAGUUUAAGAGGAAGAAUUGAAAUUAAUAUUUAUAAACCGCUAACAGAGCUUGAAAACCAACUUAAAAAUUGUUAGAUCUAGGAUUAGCAAAUUUUUGAGGAGGAAUGUAAAAUAAUUAAAAAUGACUAAAUAUCAUUAAUCAACUUUUAAAAGAUAAGGAAGAGUUGCAAUAAUCAAUCAAUAAUUAUGA
Molecule: messenger RNA, 834 nt
Organism: Paramecium octaurelia
Lineage: Eukaryota; Ciliophora; Oligohymenophorea; Peniculida; Parameciidae
Source: the annotation of a GenBank genome assembly